AUGGAGCUCGACACGUUGACAGGAUCGUCGACAGCAUCACCUAUGGUCGCCUCGGACGACUUCACUGAGUCGGCAGCUUGGACUGCCGAGACUGAGAUCUCUGCUAACGAAGUUGUCGAAAAGGAGAAGCUAGUACGCGAGAUCAUGGCCAUGCAAGAUGGAUUGCGUGCCCUUAUCAGCCGCGUAAACACGGUCAAGGAAGACUGCAAGAAGGCAGAAGCAGACAACGAAAUGCUGCAGACUUAUAUCGAUUCGGUCACCAAGAGCCUGGCAGCAAAAGAGAGGGGAUAG
Molecule: messenger RNA, 291 nt
Organism: Mycosarcoma maydis (corn smut)
Lineage: Eukaryota; Fungi; Basidiomycota; Ustilaginomycetes; Ustilaginales
Exons: 2
Coding region: 1-291 (96 amino acids)
Cellular component (GO): trans-Golgi network
Source: RefSeq, a predicted model, not a curated record